Sceloporus undulatus (fence lizard) is the source of this 5050-nucleotide messenger RNA. RefSeq names its product Sin3A associated protein 130 (gene SAP130). The record is from RefSeq and is a predicted model, not a curated record. NCBI's taxonomy places the organism in Eukaryota, Metazoa, Chordata, Lepidosauria, Squamata, Phrynosomatidae. Gene Ontology annotation, biological process: negative regulation of transcription by RNA polymerase II. Gene Ontology annotation, cellular component: Sin3-type complex. Bases 182 to 3352 code for a protein of 1056 amino acids. The transcript is spliced from 21 exons.
AGGAGGAGAGAGGGAGACGCCCCUGACAGACCUCCGCCGACGCCAGAGACUCUCAGAGGCCUCGGGAGGAAGAAGCAGGGAGCGGCAUCUGGUGAAGAGGCUGCUGGUCCCUUCCUCAUGCUCCCGGGCGAACAUGAGGAGUGUGCGGCCGAAGAAGGGGAGGAGAGCUUGACACGUGGAAAUGAGUUCUCAGCAGUUUCCUCGUACUGGAGCCCCUUCAACUAGUCUAGGACCAGCUCCUUCUCCAAUCUCCACGAGUGGAUCUACUGGAUUGAUAAACCCAACAACUACAGUAGUAAGUGAUGAACCUAACCGAGAAUUGGAAGUUGCUCCCAGAGAUCACGUGGUCCCUGGUGGCUCUCUGCAGUCUCGUGAAGAGAAGCAGGAAACGGUGGUAGUUCGGCCAUAUCCACAGGUGCAAAUGUUGACUCCUCACCAUACUGUGCAGUCUGGUGUUCCUGUUACAGUGGCAGCUCCUCCAACUCAUCUGACUCCAGCAGUGCCACUUUCUUUUCCUGAAGGACUUAUGAAGCCUCCUUUGAAGCCUACGAUACCCAGCCGUCCUAUUGCACCAGCUCCACCCUCCACCCUUUCUGGUCCCACCAAAGUCCCUGGGCAGGUUACUGUAACAAUGGAGAGCAGCAUCCCCCAAGCCUCAGCUAUCCCUGUAGCAACCAUUAGUGGGCAACAGGGACAUCCCAGCAAUGUGCACCAUAUCAUGACAACCAAUGUUCAGAUGUCAAUCAUUCGAAGCAGUGCUCCUGGGCCACCGUUGCACAUUGGCGCUUCUCAUUUGCCUCGAGGUGCAGCAGCAGCAGCUGUGAUGUCCAGUUCUAAAGUAACAACAGUGCUGAGGCCAGCUUCACAGUUGCCAAAUGCAGCAACAGCUCAACCAGCAGUUCAGCACAUCAUUCAUCAGCCCAUCCAGUCCCGGCCUGCUGUGACAACUUCAAGUACUAUCCCUCCUGCUGUAGUAGCUACAGUCUCAGCAACAAGAGCCCAGUCACCUGUUAUUACUACAACAACAACACAUGCUACAGAAUCUACUCUCAGCCGGCCAACUUUGUCAAUUCAGCAGCACCCACCUUCUGCACCUAUCAGUAUUCAGCGUCCUGCACAACCACGGGAUACUGCAACCAGAAUUACCCUGCCUUCUCAUCCAGCCAUAGGAGCACAAAAACAGCAGCUUCACUCUAUGGCCCAGAAAACAAUUUUUAGUACUGGUACACCAGUGGCAGCAGCAACAGUAGCACCUAUUUUAGCAACUAAUAGCAUUCCUUCAGCAACUACAGCUGGUUCUGUAUCUCACACUCAAGCACCUACAAGUACAAUUGUCACCGUUACUAUGCCCUCGCAUUCAUCCCAUGCAACUGCUGUGACCACCUCAAACAUCCCCGUUGCAAAAGUGGUCCCUCAGCAAAUCACACACACUUCUCCUCGCAUCCAGUCUGACUACACUGCGGAGAGGAGUAAUCUCAUUCCUAUAUCUGGUCAUCGUGCAUCUCCAAAUCCAGUUGCAAUGGAAGCUAGAAAUGAUAACAGACAGUCAGUACCUGUUCAGUUCCAAUACUUCUUACCAACAUAUCCGCCUUCUUACCCUUUGGCUGCCCAUACUUACACACCUAUUACCAGCUCUGUGUCUACUAUCCGCCAAUAUCCUGUUUCAGCUCAGGCUCCCAAUUCCGCUAUAGCAGCUCAGACCGGAGUAGGAGUAGCCUCCACAGUCCAUCUGAAUCCUAUGCAGCUCAUGACAGUGGAUGCAUCUCAUGCCCGCCAUAUACAGGGCAUCCAGUCUGCACCAAUUGGUGCUCAGGGUAUACAGCCAGCACCCAUCAGUGCACAAGGAAUACAGUCAGCACCAAUUGGAACCCAAGGGCUACAUCCAGCUGCACCAAUUGGCACACAAGGUCUUCAGACUGCACCACUGAACACUCAGCAGGCACAAACUGAAAACAAGGCAUCAGUGGUCUUGGCAGAUGGAGCCACUAUAAUGGCCAAUCCAAUUAGCAAUACAUUCAACACUGCCGCAGCUUCAACUACAGUGGUACAAACCCAUAGCCAGAGUUCUAAUUCUAGCACACCAGCUCAAGGUUCAUCCCCUCGCCCAAGCAUUCUCCGGAAGAAGCCCACUACAGAUGGGUUGGCUAUUAGGAAAAACCUCAUUCCUCCUCAGCCAUCUGAGGUGGCUGGCACCCGAGUAGAAAGCUCCAUGAGGAGUGCCUCUGGAUCACCAAGACCAGCCAGUGCCAAACCUAAACCAGAAAUUCAUGUAUCAAUGGCCGCUCCGGUAACUGUGUCUGUGGAAGCAGUGUCUAUGCAGAGCAAUGAGCAACCUCCUAUUUCAGUCCCUACUUCUCAGCAGCCACCAUCUGCCAUUCCAACAAUCAUCACAGCAGCUAGUCCACCCUCUCAGCCCACAACAGCCCUAUCAACCAUUCCAGGAACUGUUCCAGUUCCUCCGCCUACUUCAGCCACAAUUGUAACUGCUCCUCCCCCUUCAUCAACAAUAAGUGGUGUCCUCUCUACAGUACUGGGCCCUGUUGUGCCAGAGAUAAAAAUAAAAGAGGAAGUGGAGCCUAUGGACAUAAUGCGACCAGUCUCAGCAGUUCCUCCACUGACUACAAAUACUGUGUCUCCAUCUCUUACAUUGUUGGCCAACAACCUUUCAGUGCCCCCAAGUGACUUACCACCUGGUGCCUCCCCAAGGAAAAAGCCACGGAAACAACAACAUGUCAUCUCUACAGAGGAAGGGGAUAUGAUGGAGACCAAUAGCACUGAUGAUGAGAAAUCUACUACCAAAAGUUUGAUAUUAAAGGCAGAAAAGCGCAAGUCACCUCCAAAAGAAUAUAUAGAUGAAGAAGGUGUAAGGUAUGUGCCUGUACGUCCACGACCACCCAUAACGCUCCUUCGCCACUAUCGCAAUCCAUGGAAAGCUGCCUAUCAUCACUUCCAGCGGUACAGUGAUGUCAGGGUAAAAGAGAAGAAAGCUAUGCUACAAGAGAUAGCUAAUCAGAAAGGAGUAUCGUGCCGUGCACAGGGAUGGAAAGUCCAUCUUUGUGCAGCACAGUUAUUACAGCUGACCAACCUGGAACAUGAUGUGUAUGAACGACUCACCUCCCUACAAGAAGGAAUCAUUCCCAAGAAAAAGGCAGCAACAGAUGAUGACUUGCAUCGAAUAAAUGAACUGAUACAGGGGAACAUGCAGAGAUGUAAGCUUGUAAUGGAUCAGAUAAGCGAGGCUCGAGAAUCCAUGCUGAAGGUCUUAGAUCAUAAAGAUCGUGUUCUGAAACUUCUCAACAAGAACGGAACUGUCAAGAAAGUAUCCAAGUUGAAGAGAAAAGAAAAGGUCUAGAGCCAGAGCUCUGGAAACAACAAAAGAUUGUACAGAACAGUGUUAAAGCUCUUUUAUUUGGGGGUUUAUUUUAGAGAGCUGCAUUGGAGUUUUUUUUUAAAAAAGAUGAGUUUCAGAGAAGUACAACGGAUUGAUACUUGGAGCCCAGUGACCUUAAAGGAUUAUUAUUGACCUAUCAAAGGAACACAAGAUUUUUCUCAGGCUCAUCUCUGUUUAAACUCAACACAGUCACAUUUUGUUUAGCCCUCUUGAUGUGCCAGUGCCUACUAAUAGGAACCAUUGAUGCAAACAUGAUAGACAGUCCCCUCCUUCCAUUUUAAAGUUUUAGAGGUAACUUCACAGGUUUGUACAAUGGAUUCCUGCAACACACCUCAAGAACCACCAGUUUUGAAACUAUUUGUCAUAAGUGUUCAGAAUGUUUUGGAGAUAACGCAACUUCCAUUUAGCCCUCUCUGUACUCUUCCUCAUUGACAUUGCAGCAGCUGUAACAGCCCUCAUAAACCAGUGCCAUUGCACUGGCAAUCCUGCUACAUUUAGAAUCUUGUGGUUCUGAAGUCUUUAGCUGUUAGUUUUAAAAAUAAUACAUUUCAAAGUGAUUUGUAGUGUUGUGAAGUGUGUGCGUGUGCCCAUGUCGGUGCUCUGGGAUAUUGUUUUCAAAAUACAGUCGCACAGCACAGUACCUCUGUAGCUGGUGUGAUGCUAUUCAUUGUGUUGCAUACAAUUGUGCUAUAUAACAUCCUGAAAACCUAAAUAAAAGAUUUGGAGGAUUUUGUAUAAGCACAGCUGGUCUAAUUUUUGCAGCUAAAAAUUGCAAAGAAAGUUAAAGACAUGGUGCAAAAGGAAAUGCUUUUCUUCAGGCUAUUAAGGGAAAGGAUAUGAGUGAAAAAACACAAUCCCUGUUCUUGCUAAGUUAUAGAUGGAAAUGAAUUCCCUUUGCUGUCUCUUUUUUUAUAAUUGCAUAAGACCAACAGUCCUCAGUUCUGUAUAAUUAUUAUGGUGUUAAAACCAUACACAAAAAAACAGUCCAUUAUGUCCAGUAGACCAGUAGAUUUUUCAUUUUAUUUUAUUAGACAGAAAGGUAAAAAUAUAAACCUGGGUCCUAUUUGCUCUGUCUUCUUUUGCAGCUCCAGUUGGAAUUCCACCAAACUUUCCCAAAACAGUGUGAAAGCAGUCCUGUAGAUGUAUGAGUACAACUGCCAUGACUGUUCACUGUUGGUUAUGCUUGCUAGAGUUGAUGUAGGUUGUAGUCCAACUUUUGGAAGAAGGACAUGCAUCCCCUAUACUUGGACUGUGAAAAUACCACUGGGCCCCAAAGUGUCCAUUUCUGUCCUCAUAAUUGUGCGUCACUUCAAAGAAAUUCCUUUGAAACUUGUAGGCCUUAUUAUUUUCAUGAAACAAUUAGGAUAUCAGUCCCACUAAAAGAUUGUUUGAAUUUUUUUAAAGGUGGUGUUUGCACCAUAUCAUCCUAGACUACCUUACUUUUUUCUAUAAUGAUAUAAUCCUGUCUAUAACGAUUUUCAGUAAUGGCACAGAAAGAGUUGUACUUUUGUUCCUCUUUAUUAAAAGUUUAGUGUAUCUUGCAGCUGCUCUGAGGGUUUAGUACGGGGAUGGUCAAUUCAUUAGUGUCUAAGUGACAUACUUUGCCUACCUGCCAGGCAUGUCUGUGAGACUGGAUUACAAGUAUAACUAGGCUGCAAU